CGGUCGAAGUAUUGCUAAUGGAUAACAUUGAGAAACACUAACAACAAUCUCGGCAGCAACCACCAAGGAGCUACGACUAGCUGACGAAGCUCCCAUUUCCGGCAUCAACCAAUCGCAACGAAGACUGAGCGGCAGAGAACGCCCCCAGAAUCCUUCUAGGUCAGCGGAGCCGAAGCGAAGAUAUCUGCGCGUCCUUUUCGUCAAAUAAGAAAACAUCUGUUAGUGAAUCCUUAACACCAACUACCAUGGCGAGCAACGUGCUGUGCGGUCAGGCCGGAUUGCUCCAGCUUCCCCCGGUGAGGAAAUCGAAGAGCGGUGACAAACCCGUGUGCUCGAUGCUGGCGGAUGCCAAACUCCAUCCAUAUCUUCGGGUAGACCGCAAAAAACUCAAGUCGGACUCUAGGACGGGGAUCGAGGUAUUCAAAAUCAGCAAGGUAGGUAUCGCGGCUCCGUGCACAAGAGGAUGCUCGCAUGCACAGUUGAAUCGAAUCGAAAGAUGAAUGGUAUUUCAGCGAGUAGCAGGAAACAUCAUCGCGGUGUCUCACGAUUGCGUGUUUUUCAAACUUGCUUUCUCUCAGAACGGCAAACUUCAGGCCCGGAGGCUGGGCAUAUCUCCGGACAAUCGCUGCUUGCUAGUCACCACCAACCGCGUCAACUCCUUCAAGAGCUUCCUUAAGGUGGCUACGGGGAACACACACGAUCCCAGCAGCACGAAGGUCAUCGACGUGUCUCGGAUCGAUCGCCUCAUCAAGGGGCAGUUGAGCAAGCGGUUUCUGAUGGAGAACCACCACUCGGACGACCUGGCGGCCGGUGGGGGGACCCACAGCCAGUCCAACUCGGAGGCAUUUUUGGAACAGCACGAGGCAACCAGCAUUACAAUAGUCUAUCGACAAACUAGAGCGGAGAGAUUGUCGUCGCUGUCCCUGUCUUCCGCGACGGAAGCCGGCGAUGCGUCGUACGGCGGCAGAAUCGGUAGCAGCAUCUCGGGCGGCCUCAACAAGACCGUGAACAUGAACGCGAGCGUUUCGGGCGACGAAAGUACUAUUGCGAGCAGGAGUAUUAAGAGCAAGGGUCAGAGCAAGGGACACGGCAAGGCCCCCGUAGAGUCUUGCGCGUAUUACGGUGGAUACGAGUGUCUGGACUUGUGCAUAACCGACCCCAAAGAUUUUCAGCAGCUGGUUGAAACCCUCGAGGAGCUGAUGGAAUUGUACAAGAAAGAGAGGCGAUGGAUGGAGCGAUCGGUUCUGUUGUAUCAGCACCACCGGAUAGACAUGGGCCGGACCGACGUCAGUGAUCCCAUUUCGCCAGGAGAUUGGAUCAGUCUUUGCGACCGACUCAAUGCCCCGCUCCGAAGGCCGGAGAUAAAAUCCCUCUACAAGGAUAUGCAAAACGAGCUCAAACGGGCAUGCAAAGAACUCGGUACGGAAUUGGAUUUCUUGGACAGCGGGUUGCCCCCUUGGGCCGUUGCCGAGUUGCUGAAGGACUUGCACUUUCAGAGCACCACUGCUAUGGGACUAAAGUAUACCAAACAGGAUCCAACGUUGCGGCUGUGGCACGAAAUCUUAGACAGUGACCCGGUUCCUAUCCUCAACAAAGAUGGCUCGAAGAACAACAUGGACACCAAAAUGAUCAACCAAUCGGCCAGCACCGACACGACAAUAUCCCCCGUCGCCUUGUUGAGUUUCAUAAGAUCUCAGCAAAAAGAAUUCAAGGCUAGCCUGGAGGAUGCUACGGAAAUCAUCAAAGCCGUGAAAGCGCAAAAGUCGUUCAAACACCUGGCAGCGGAAACAGGGGAUGCUGGCAACGGCAACAACCCAGGCGGUGGAGCUGGUGAUGGAAGAUUGACCAAGGACGAAUUCAUGAAUUUCCUUCUCUCCGACACAAACGACCUGAUGGAUCCGCGCAAGGGCAAAGUGAACGCGGACGACAUGACCCACCCACUGAGCAGCUAUUGGAUUAUGUCUAGUCACGACACAUAUCUGGAUUGUUGGAAUCCAGACCACAUUGUUCUGGACGAGCAAAUGUACCUCGCGGCUUUGUAUAGGGGGGUCAAGUGCCUGGAACUCGACAUUUUCGACGACUGCUCGCUAGCCCCGAAACCUGUUAUCGCCCGAGAGAAACCUACAUCGGUCGACGAUCCAUGCAUUAGCGUGAGGGUAGCCCUCAGGGCAAUACGACAAUAUCUCGUGACAAAUGAGAAUUCGUUCCCUAUUAUCGUCAACAUCGAAAACCAUUGUUCGUACGAGGCGCAAGAAAAAUUGGCCGACUACAUUUACGAGGAUCUAGGAUCGAUCGGUCUGAUUGUCGUUCCGGACAAUUCUGGUUCGAUUGAUAGCUCAGAUCUCUUGCCCAGUCCAGCAUCGAUGAAAGGUAGGGUACUAAUUAUGGGAAAGCGACCAUCCAUUGUUGAGGACGGCGCAAAAGUGAUCAACGAUGAUUUCGACGACGAAAACGAUGUUAGCAUUGACGAAGCCGAUUUCGCCAUUCCGAACGUCAAGUCUGAAGACGGUGAGGAUAGCGAGAGGGGCAUUGUUGUCGGGUUUGAUGCAAAAGGACCGAUCCGUGUAUACAACGAAAGAGAACAGAAAAAUACCAUCGAACAUUCCCCCGGAGAAUUAUUAUACAUAGCGAAACAAGAACUAGAGACAGCGGAAUUGCAAGCGGCGCAGGUCGAGAUGAAGGCAAUUGCUCUUGAGGAAGCAUCAUUGCGAGUCGAAAAGUACGCAGACGCUUUGAUUCGCAAUGCGGGGUUGUCGGACGAAGCAGUUGCAGAAUUGCUACAGAGGCUCAACGGAGAAGACAUCGAUCCGGAUCGUCACUUGGAUUCGCUCCCACGACGAGACGAAGGGGUCGAGGUAGAAGAUUUCUUUGCAGAUGCAGUCAAUUCCGCCAAGCUGACUUUUGCGAAAGCCGAUCAAUUUGCCCUACAGGCGGCCGAAGAGACAAACCGCGCCCUCCAGCAGCUAAAUCAAGCCACGGAACGAUUGCACGAAGCCGAAAAGCUCCGUGAAACUUCUUUUGUGAAGGGCAAAAGAGUAGUAUCCAAAUUUCAGAAGGCUGCUAAGAUUGCUCGAGAGAAACAAGAAAAUGCCGCUCACGCUCAUCGUCGAGUGGAAAAACUCCGGCAGAUGCUUGAAGAAUGCGAAACCGGGGCCAAUAGUGCAAACAAUGUUGUCAACACGGCCAUGACGGAGGCGAAGAUCAGUGAAAAACGAGCGGCAGAAACCGAGGCACGUGCGGCUAGGGCGGCUGCCAUUGCACAAAAAGAUCGUGCUCGCGCUGAAGAAGAGACUAGAAAGGAGGAAAUACUUGAACAAGAAGCAGGUCUUCUUCAUGAAAAACUACUGGAGAUAGCCAGGAAGGAAAAAGAGGUGAGAAUGGAAGCGCAAAGAUGUGCUGCGACGUAUGAAAAACUAAGCAAGCAGAUCAAGCUGAUUGAAAACAGCAGGCAAUUUAUAGAAGAAGAAAAAAUGGAAGGUGAACUCAGUGAAGAGAAUAAGGAAUUUCUUACCAAGGGUGGUAAAGUUCAUUCGAAGCAUGCUGCUAAGGUCGAGGAACGAAACACUAUUUCUCUUCGAAUGGAUCAGAUGGCGACCGAAAUCAGCGAAGCAGCCAAGCUACGAACUAUAUCACAGGACGCAUUUGAAAAGAAAGCGCAUGAGUGGAAGAGCCAGGCAGAUACAGCAGCUAAGUUUCGAAGGGUCGUAGACAAGAGCUCGCAUGCAGCUGAAGAUCUUGCAGAACACGCGGAAGAAGAGAGAGAAGCAGCAAAUCUACGAAAGGUUGCGAGAGAUAGAGCACAGUCCCACGUUACGCAAAAAGACUCGUACAAAUCAUCGUUGGAAGCCCAACUUGCAGAAGCGGAACGACACACGGUUGUGGCAGAUGGCGAAGCAGUUGCAAGUCGAAAAGAAGCAGAUCGCUUAGCCAAAGCUAAUGAAAGCUACGAGAAUAGCGGGUUUGAAGAUAUUUCUGCGAUCAUUGAGGGACGCAAGUUGACAAGAACAACGCUUCUAGCUGAAUACGAGAAGAAGAAAGAAAAUCAAAAAGCAGCGGAAGAAAAAGCAGCGGAGUUGAAGAAGGAAUAUGAGACCUCGGAUAAUGUCUUUUCGGGGGCAAAGCAGAAUUCCGCAUUGCACGAAAAGGUUUUGAAGAACCAACGGCAAGAAGACAAAAACGCUCUUUUAGCCGUUAACAGUGCUAAAGCAACUCGUAUGAAAGCCCAGCUCGCACUGGAGGAAGCUCGAUACGCCCAAUCAGUUGUUUCUGAGAAGCUGGUAGUUGUGAAGCGUGCGGAAGAGUACAAACUCAAAACCGAGAGAGUGGUAGAAAUUCCUACCCAGCUAGCAAACAUGACAUUUUUGCACACUCUGAAGCAAAAGUAUUGGGAAAGAAGCUUGCAGCUUCCCAGUACCCAUGUUCACAGUUUUGCCGACUGUAUCCUUGACAAAUUGGCCCUGAAGAACAAGGAUUCGUUUGUUGAUAACUUGAAAAACUUCACCUCAUCACAUUUGUGUCGAACUUUUCGCUCCUGGAAGGACGCCGAAGACUCCUCUCAACUGAACACGGAUCCGCUUUCCCAGUGGUCCCUAGGGUGCCAACUCGUGUCUUUGAAUUUUAGUACUUACGACGAGCACCUCCAAAAGGCCGAUGGUAGGUUCCGACGUAACGGAUCCUGUGGUUAUACUCUCAAGCCCGAAUUCCUUCGAUCCUACGAUUCUAUUCCAGAACGACCCGAGAGCUGGAAGAUCCACGUGUUAUCUGGUAGCUACUUGCCGACUCCUGAUUCGAAGCAAGUCGGAGGCAACGCCAUGUCAUAUAUUAAUCCUUUUGUGAAAAUCAACGUUUACGGAGGUGAUUUAGGACAGCGCAAGGGGGAGCACGUGACAAGCACUGUCAUGAUGAAUGGUCUGAAUCCUGUUUUUGACGACAAGAUGGGAUUUAUUUUCAAAGCUACUAGCCCUUCACUGGCAAUUCUCACAUUCACCGUAUGGGACAAGGCGGAGAAUGGAACCGAGGAAUUCAUAGGGGGAUCAGCGAUGCCUCUCUCCUGUAUUCGAGAGGGAUAUCGCAGUGUCCCCUUAUUCGACAAACAAAACACCCGAGGUGGAGCAUUUGCCUAUGCCUGUUUGCUUGUCAAGGCUAAGCGAAUGACGUGAAUUAGUUGAAGAGAGACAGAGAAGAAACUUGCCAAUUAUUUGGUUUUGCUGUGAACGUGUACAGUAUUAUGUUUUACACUAUUGUUAAAUUGUUUUCUGUUUAUGCCUGGAGUAGACAAUAGGAGCAUUCAAUCGUAUUUUAAAAUUAGAUCAAUGCAGGAAUAAACUAUAGCUCUUUAC
Pseudo-nitzschia multistriata is the source of this 5339-nucleotide messenger RNA. The record is from the annotation of a GenBank genome assembly. Lineage: Eukaryota; Bacillariophyta; Bacillariophyceae; Bacillariales; Bacillariaceae.